Messenger RNA from Verticillium dahliae VdLs.17, 921 nucleotides. RefSeq lists its product as uncharacterized. The transcript has 2 exons. Lineage: Eukaryota; Fungi; Ascomycota; Sordariomycetes; Glomerellales; Plectosphaerellaceae. The record is from RefSeq and is a predicted model, not a curated record. Bases 1 to 921 code for a protein of 306 amino acids.
AUGGAGGGCGAAUGGUACCGCUGCAUAUUCGCAGAUGAGUUCCGAGAGCUCUACGACAUGGCUACAGCCCAGCCUUUUAGGGCAUGCAAGCAACCUUUCUACAAGAUAGGACUUCUGCGGUUGGUGUGUCAAGCUCGCUGCGCGGGUCGAGAUACCACUGACUUUAUCGAGGCCCAUCGCACCGGGUAUGCGUGCCAGAAGAAUGGCGGCCCCAUCACAUCCUUCCACCGGCACAUUAUGACUCCCGAACAGGACGAACGAUACUCCAGAGUGGACUUCCGCAAAAAGUUCGUAUGGAAUGGACAAAUGUAUGUGGCGACAGCUGGCAUGAGUUUCAGGACCGAGGUCGAAAUCAUCCACCGAUCCAUCUGGCCGUGGGAGGGCGAUACCCCAGAGCCCCGUCAGACCCUGUCGAUACCCCUGGAUCGCUGGGAUGGGCACCAAACACUGUCCGGCAUGAGACCGCUAGCGCCAUCCGCUUUACCAGCCCUGCUUCGACAAGACGUUUAUCAACCUCCAGAAGAGAGUAUCCAGAAACACCCUUUGUUGGACUCUGGCUACGGUGGCAGUGAAGGAAUCCCCAGGGGCAUGAGGAAGCUGGCCACCUCGCGCUCAGAGCCACAGCCAGGUCAACAGCACCUGCAGCAAGAGGAUGCAUCCAUGAAUGCGUUUACGCAAGGAGUGGGGAGUAUAUUCAGCGACCACUCGAUUUUGGACUCGGCGACGGCGAUUGAGGGCAUGAAUACCGGGUACCCGCAGGAUCUCGAUGACGAACAGAUCAUGGAUGACGAACCUGCCAACAAUGACUUGGUCGACAAUGGAUCGAGGAGCUGCACAGAGGCAGAAUGGGAUGAAUAUUUUAACAGACUCACCCCCGAUGCAGACCUGGCUGAGAACCAACACGCAGAGCCAUUUUUAUAG